Messenger RNA from Dromaius novaehollandiae (emu), 3095 nucleotides. RefSeq names its product proline rich and Gla domain 4 (gene PRRG4). Gene Ontology annotation, cellular component: extracellular region; plasma membrane. The transcript has 5 exons. The coding region runs from base 372 to 1025 and encodes 217 amino acids. Lineage: Eukaryota; Metazoa; Chordata; Aves; Casuariiformes; Dromaiidae. The record is from RefSeq and is a predicted model, not a curated record. Gene Ontology annotation, molecular function: calcium ion binding.
GGCGGUGAUUCAUCGCUGGAUAAGGCGGUGGCUGUGUGUACGUUUCUGUAGCGCAGCUUUUAUAAACCGCUGUGCUUGGUGUGCCAGCAAAAUCGUGGCUAUCUGAAGUUUUAGAGUGUAUCUGAAGUGAUCUUUCCCCGGUAAUGAUGACCUGGCAGCCAGCCUGGUUUAAAUGGUUAAACUCUGUUUAAGCAUUUUUCCAAGAGAAAAGAGGAUAUUGCUUUGCUGAGAAGGGCCAUGUCAUAUGACUGCCUGUGUGGAUGUUAUGCAAUGAGAACUUAAAAGACAUGUAGGACCAGUUUGGAUUGGAAUUUUUCUUCUAGGGAACCAUUUAUCUAAAUUGCAUGUAGGCACUUGUGUUAGAUGACUUCAUGUGCAAGAUUCAUUCAAGGUUCAUCACUGACACUUCAGAGGAUUGUUUCUGCUUUUGUUUUUUUCUUAACUCAGUGUUCACAUCAGAAAAGGAUGCCAAUUUAUUCAUCGGAAGACAUCUUCUGAAUAACAGAUUUGAUUUUGAAGCAUUCACACCAGAUAACCUGGAAAGGGAGUGUUAUGAAGAGCUGUGCAAUUAUGAAGAAGCAAGAGAAAUUUUUGAAGACUCUGAUAAAACGAUGGAUUUUUGGAAAGAGUAUUCAAGUAAAGGCCCUAAAAUAAAAACAGAUGAUGAUACGCUACAAAAGAUUAAUGUUACAGGACUUCUCAUCGGUCUAGUUGCUGCUGGAGUAAUGUUGGUCGUAAUUGGACUGCUUAUUUUCUACUGCUGCAAAAGUAGAUGCAAAUCAAGGCAACCACCAGGGUACUUGGAUUACGUAAGAAACAGAAGACAUAAUUCAUCUAACAUCUUCAGAAGACAUGAAGAGUUUUCUCUAAAUCCACUUCCUCACAGAACUGACGAUUCAGGACUACCAACUUAUGAGCAAGCAGUUACUGCAGGUGGACAACCUGAUGUGCCACCACCCCCUUACCCAGGGCCCACAAAAGGGGAAAAAGUGCUUAAAAAGUCUAUGUCACUUCCAGCCCCUUAGUUACAAACCUCCUUCUGGAGUAGUGGAGAAUUACUGAAACAUAAUACACUUUUUUAAAGUGCGCUACCUUGCAUAUUGCAAGACAGUUUACAAAAAUGUGAAAGUUUUACAAAUCUUCAGCACAGCCAGGAGUGAGUGAAAAUCCCAUUUGGGAAAAGAGAUGAUCUGUUGCAAAGGUUAUUGUGCUAAGAAGAGAAUAUAUAAAGAGCAGGUCCUGUACUGCCUCCCUCUUCUUCCACAUGCACUUUGAGCCAUCCUAUCAUACUAUUGAUGUUUUAUUAAUAGUUUCAUUUUGUUUCUUUAGAAGGAACACCAUUUUAAUUAUUUUUAUUGACACUAACCAUUUUUUUCUGACUGUUAAUACUUUAAACCAUCAUGAUAAAUCUACUUGAUUAUUUGAUAUAUUCCCUUCAUUGCCAUGUGGAUUUUGUUUUCAUUCUAGUAAUAGAUUUGAAUAUGAAAAUUAUUUCAUGGGUUGAUCUUUCAACUGUGUGUGUAUUAUUGCUUCUGGAUUAUAUUGAUUUGUUUUAGCCAGCGUUGGAUAACAAACUACUCAAUUUGUGUAUUUUUGUCAUUAUUAUUUUGGAUGAAAAGAAACCAUAUUACUAUUUGCCCAUAUUAUCCAUUUAAAUUUUACCUUUUUCAAACAUUUGUUUGAUACACACUUCAACAUUGUAUUUAGUGCUGGACAAAUCCAGUGUGGUGGGUAUUUGCGGGGAGGUGAGUGUAGGUUUCUUUUAUUCAUUUUUUUUUUUAAGCAAAUAGCUAGAGAAUGUGCCUUGUUAAAACCACACUUGGUAUACUUUAUCUGGAAAUUACACAAGUUCCACAGAUGACCUUCCUCUUGCAGUUUAAAAGUUUAAAUGUGGAAAAAGCAGAUAUUUGGUUAGUGGAAUAAAAAGGCAAACUAGCCCACAGCAAUACUCUGCAUAAGCAUGUAUUGCCCUACCAGGAUAACAAAGUAAUACCUUUAAGUAGAAUGAGACAUGCUAUUAAAUAAAUAUUCAGUAUCCACAGAGCUACAGUUAAGAACUUCAGAGAGUUACUGGUUAACUUUAUCAACACAAUUUCUGGAUCUUCAAUUAUAGCCACCCUUAAUUUUAAGUCAUAUUGAAAUAACAGUUCCCAGUGUUGUAUGGCAUACAAAAACAUCACUGUUCCUUUACCGCCUCCUCACAUUGGAGGGUCUCACAGGCAACAUGCUGGGCUGGUGAUUUCUGCGUUAAGGUUGCUAUAGUUGGACACCUAGAACAGAGUUGUGGCUAAACGCACUUUUAAUGUAAAGGCUGAAUAUUAUAUGUAACAUUUUACUAAUUUUUUUUUUAACAUGCUAUAACCUCCAGUGCUAUUGAAAUAGAUAUAGAUGAUUGUGGUGAGGUUUUUAAUCUUUUAAUGCUUUUGUAGAGAUGAAAAUUCUCUAACCUUGGAAGAUAAGCAGGUAUAUUAGAAGUGUUACAUUUUGCAAGUCCUGCCCUUUGAAAAAUACAUAGAGCGCAGCUGACAUCAGUGGACACAGAACUGUUUUCUUAUUCCUAAAGCUUCACCAUCAGAUUUGGCUAAAUGACAAGUCAUUUAAACUGCUUUGCAAUUUCUUUCCUGUUGGCAGAUGGGGGAAUUCCCACCUGCAGCCUGGGACUCAGCCCUUCCAUUUUUGCCCUUCUUCUAAAAGUGUUUUGAAGUUCUUCAAGGUUGCUACACUGUAAGACUGAAAUGAGUUAAGUGCAUUGUGUGAGAUCACUUUUAUAACUGAAAUGCAGGGUUAUGAUGAAGCUAUGAGAUUAUAAGAUUGCCUUGGAGGUGGAACAGUUCUCCCCUAUUUCCUUUUCAUUUAGGUAACUCAAGUUUUCAAUGUGCUAAUCAGCAGCUCAAGCUACAGAGCUCACUUUCUCUCCAUUUUUCUUGGGACUGAAAAAUGACUAAUUUAAUGGGAAUGAUAGGAGAGCUUUCAAGGAAAUGGAUGUUAUAGGGUUUGUAAGAGUUCACAAUUUUUUAAAUGUUAUUACAAUGAUGUAUACAUUUGGAAAAAUCACAUUUUAAAUAAAAUAAAUGGUACAGAAUUUUUUUAAAUCA